AGUGGGGGUGGAAUGUAAAUUGGGAAACCAUGGCUGCGACCUGGCAGCGCAUCGAGACGGGUUUUGCGGAUUAAUCAACCUUCGCUGGAGUCAUUUGUCCGAGUAAAAAAUAACCGACCUGCCGAGACCUCAGAUAUAUCAUGGUUGUGCGCAAAAGGAUAAGGAGGCGUGCGUUUUAGCGUCGGGAAAGCACUAAAAAGCCGCAGUUUGAGUAUAAUGAUAGAACUGGUAGGCACCCGAGUGAUCAGAGGCCCUGACUGGCACUGGGCAGACCAAGACGGAGGCCCAGGCUCUGUUGGGACGGUGGUCGAAGUCGGUCGGGCGGACGCCAACACCUCUCCAGAAGGAACGGUGGUUGUGCUGUGGGACAACGGCUACCGUUCCAACUACAGGACUGGGUUUCAAAAUGCUUAUGACCUGAGAGUCGUAGACACAGGCCCAGCCGGGGUCAAACACGGUGAUGUUUUGUGCAACGAGUGCAAGCAUACGGCGAGCGACAAGAAACCUAUAUCCGGAUGCAGGUGGGAGUGCAGGAUUUGUGAUGACUACGACCUUUGCUCGCUUUGCUAUAUGUCCAACAUGCACGAUCUCGGCCAUAUAUUUUACAGACAUGAUUCUGAGUCGAGUCAAGUCGUGGAAAUGCCUACCAGGAGAAACAGCCACACUGUCGAGUUGAAAGGCAUAUUCGCGGGGGCGAAGGUCACAAGAGGAGCCAGCUGGACUUGGGGAAACCAGGAUGGCGGAGAAGGAAAGGUUGGAGAAGUGGUCGAAAUCCAGAAUUGGCAGAAGGAGAGCUACAGGUCAGUGGCGAACGUCAAAUGGACCUCUGGAGGCACUGCCAAUUUGUACAGACUCGGCCACAAAGGCCAAGUGGACCUGAAAGCUCAUUCUCCUUCCUCGGGAGGAAUGGUUUACGUAGAUCAUCUGCCGAUUUUAGGCUAUUCUAAUGGGGAAGUCAGCAAGCCUCAGAGAAAUUUCAAUUCGCCAAGACAUCGUCCUGUCUUAAGUAUCGGCGACAAGGUCAAAGUUUUAGUUACUGCCGAGGAGCUGCAAAAAAUGCAAGUGGGACAUGGUGGUUGGAAUUCUAGAAUGGCAGAGUUCAUCGGCAAGGUUGGAGUGGUGCAUCGAGUGACAGACAGAGGAGACAUUCGUGUUCAGUACAACAACAGCAGUAACCAACGCUGGACCUUCCACCCUGGUGUCUUGACCAAGGUGCACGCAUUCUUGGUCGGUGACCUAGUCAGGGUCAGCGACGACCUGGAAGCCGUGAAGGAAAACCAGGAGGGCCAUGGCGAUUGGGUGGACGCUAUGAGAGGCGUUCUGGGCAAGGUGGGCCAAGUGCAGGAGGUUUACUCGGACGGCGAUCUCAGAGUGGCCGUCAAGGGCCAGCCGGUGUGGACGCUGAACCCGCUGAGCGUCAAAGCUGUCCCGGUCACUCCUGAGAGGAAGAGCAAGACGAGUGAAGAUAUCAAAAAUAUUGCAGAUCUGACUGCGAUGUUUGGUGAACUGGAAAUUGCCAGCGCCACGGGGAGGAAGGAUAUGAUCAAAGAAUUUGUCACUGUCCACCCAAAUAAUGUGGACAUGAAAAGCGCUGGAAAAACCCUUCUGCAAAUUGCAGCCCACGAAGGCAAAAUAGAAAUCGCCGAAAUAUUGCUGGAUGCCAAUGCCUCCCUGGACGAGGUUGACGACGAAGGCGACACUUCUCUUCAUUAUGCUGCUUUUGGUCAAAAGGCGGACAUGCUGAAAUACCUGAUUUCAAGAGGAGCCUCAGUUGAUUUUCCAAGCAGGAAGCAGCAAACGACUGCUCUGCACGUGUCUGUGAUUAAGAAUAAUAUCGAAUGCGUGAGCGUUCUGCUCAAAUACCAGGCGAACGUCAACGCUCAAGACUGUUUUGGAGACACGCCUGUGCACGACGCGGUUGGCAAAGGCUACGACGCCAUCCUCGACCUGCUGCUGAAAUCUCCAAACCUGGAUCUGAUGCUGAGGAACAAGCGCGGCUUUAAUGCCCUUCAACACGCGGCUCUCAAAGGAAAUGACUAUGCUGUGAAAAAACUCAUCGAGGUUGGCCCGCUGAUGGUGAAUGUGAAGAAAGAUGAUGGCUUCGCACCACUUCAUUUGUCAGCUUUAAAUGGCCACUUCUCGGUUGUGGUAGCUCUUCUUAACGAAGGAAAUGCUGACGUUAAUGUUUGUAAUAAUCGCAAGCAAACUCCUCUUCAUUUGGCUGUCAACCAGGGCGAAGGUGGCGUGAUAGAGCAGCUGUUAGUGAUGGGUGCAAACCCCAACAUGCAAGAUGACAAUGGAGACACAGCCUUGCACAUAGCUCUGAGCAAGGCGUGUGGCAAGCCAGACUACCAGGUCAAUGGCGCCAACUGCGGAUUUAUAGCCAAUUUUGAGGGAAUGAACCGCAGCAAAUUUGGGGAGGCGUACGGUUGCGCUGGACUCGCCAUAAUCAGCUAUUUGAUUUUCAUGGGCAACGACCUGGACAUUGCCAACAACCGCAAGGAGACGGCAGUGAAUCUCGUGAACCAACUUGCCAAGCACUUCCCUCUGAUCUUGGAUCUCAUCAAAUUGCACUCGAGCAACACUGACCGGCAAAGUAGGUCGAUCGAGAGCGGAACAACCGAGAAGAGUCAGGAGAUAUUGACGCCUCCGCCUUCAACCUCAAAGCCGGUCCCUCCCAUGAAUCUGCUUGAGUGCUCUGUGUGCUCCGAGCAAGACCAGAACGUGCGGUUUGAGCCCUGCGGAGACGUGGUUGUGUGCGAAGAGUGCGCGGGCAGGAUGAAGAAGUGUUUGUUCUGCCACAUUCCGAUUCAAAAACUAGUCACAAAAUCUGGAGUUGUCGUCAACAGGAGAGAAAUUCAGUCAAGCACGGACAAGUUGCGCGUCCUCGAGAGCAAAAUCGCGGAAAUCGAAGAGGCCAACUGCUGCUCCAUCUGCAUGGAGCGGCCAAGGAACAUUGUCUUCCUGUGCGGUCACAGUGCCUGCGACACUUGCGCGCAGCCUCUCAAAGUGUGCCAUAUGUGUCGGAAACCGAUCACAAACAAAAUCAACAUAUUUUAAAAUAUACCCGAUUUCGGGAUUAUUGUGAUUUCGAUUUAUUUGAGAUUUGUAUUGAUCAUGCUGUUUUUAAAUAUAUCACGCCUUGUGCCAUCUGAUGGCACCAUAGUAACCAUGAGGAAAAGUAUUACCGCAUGGUUAGAUAUUUUCUAUUUUUGACACCUUGUGUGAAGCAUUUUAUCCACUUUCUUUUUGCUGCUCUCCACUCGCCAUUUUAAUCAGCACUUUUGUUUUGUUUCACUGUAUGUUCCUAUUUGACAAUUGUGCACCUUGGUUUGUUGUCAUGCGUACUUUUACUGCUGAUAAUUAUGACAAAAUUUUAAAUUGAGAUGUACCCAGACAUUUUAAUGCGAGCGAUAAAUAAACACAAAUUAAGACUGCUCAUAA
Molecule: messenger RNA, 3444 nt
Organism: Cloeon dipterum
Lineage: Eukaryota; Metazoa; Arthropoda; Insecta; Ephemeroptera; Baetidae
Product: E3 ubiquitin-protein ligase MIB2-like
Exons: 14
Coding region: 217-3060 (947 amino acids)
Biological process (GO): protein ubiquitination
Cellular component (GO): cytoplasm
Molecular function (GO): protein binding; ubiquitin-protein transferase activity; zinc ion binding
Source: RefSeq, a predicted model, not a curated record